UUUAGUUGGAAUGGAUUCUUAUUUUGAAAAAAUAAGUUUGGAAUUGAAUACAGAAUCAAAUAAUGUUCGCAUGGUUGGGAUAUGUGGAAUUGGCGGAAUAGGUAAGACAACCAUUGCCGGAUAUGUAUAUGAUCAAAUUUCUUGGGGAUUUGAAUGUAGUAGCUUCCUUGAAAAUGUUGGAGAGGUUUACAAAAAUAAAGGUCUACUUCAUUUACAAAAUCAACUUCUUAAUGAUAUCCUAGAUGGAAGAAAUCAAAAGAUAAGCAAUGUUCGACAAGGAGCCUAUGUGAUCCAAAAUAGUCUUCACUCUCAAAAGGCUCUUAUUGUUUUUGAUGAUGUUGAUCAUAUAGACCAAUUGGAAUUAUUGGAAUUUCUUGUUGGAAAUCAUACUUGGUAUGGUGAAGGAAGUAGAAUCAUCAUCACAACAAGAGAUAAACAUUUUUUAACUAAUCUUCAAGUGGAUUACGUAUAUGAAGUUGAAGGACUAAAUUUCAAAGAAGCUCUUAAGCUCUUUAGUCAAUAUGCCUUUCUUCCAAAUCUUUCAAAAGAGGGUUAUGAAAAACUCUUACAUCAUGUAACAUAUUAUUGCCAAGGUCUUCCAUUAGCUUUGAAAGUUUUGGGUUCUCUUUUACAUGGCAAGACAAUACGUGAAUGGGAAAGUGAAUUGCACAAAUUGAAAAAAGAACCAGAAGUGAAAAUUCAAAAUGUGCUUAAAAGAAGCUUUCGUGGAUUAGACCGUACACAAAAGAAGAUAUUUCUUGACAUUGCUUGUUUUUUUAAAGGGGAAGAUAAAGACCUUGCUUCAAAAAUAUUGGAUGGUUGUGAAUUGUUUGGUGAAAGAGGGAUAGGAGUUCUGCGGGAGAGAUGUCUUAUAACUAUUUCACGUAAUAGAAUAUAUAUGCAUGAUUUGAUACAACAAAUGGGUUGGGAAAUUAUCCGUGAACAGCAUCGUGAAGACCCUAGCAAGUGGAGUAGAUUGUGGAAUGUAGAUGAUAUCUAUUGUGCGUUUAUAAGUGAAAAGGGGAUGAAAAAUGUUGAAACCAUUUCUCUAGACUUGUCUGGAUCACAAGAAAUAUGGUCCACUACAAAUAUAUUUGUCCAAAUGAAGAAAGUGUUUGCCAAGAUGAAGAAACUUAGGUUACUCAAAGUCUAUUAUAGUCAUGGUGAUAAGUAUAAAAUGCUUCUUCCUAAAGGCUUUGAAUUUCCUCCUAAUUUAAAAUAUCUUUAUUGGGAAGGUUUAGAGUCUUUACCUUCGAAUUUUCAUGGAGAGAGCCUUGUUGCAAUCAACAUGAAGUCUAGUAACAUAAAAGAACUUUGGGAAGGGGAUGAGUGUUUUGCAGAAUUAAAGUUCCUUGAUCUAAGUAACUCACAACAGCUCAUAAAAAUACCAAAAUUCUCAAGCAUGCCAAAGUUGGAGACAUUGAAUCUUAAAGGUUGUACAAGUUUUUGCAAUCUUCAUGCAUAUAUGGGCGCAUUUCAUGAGAUGAAAUUUUUGAGGGAGCUCAAUUUGAGUGGGAUUGGAAUCAAAGAACUUUGGGAAGAGGAUAAGUGUUUUGCAGGAUUGAAGUUCCUUGAUUUAAGUAACUCACAACAGCUCCUGAAAAUACCAAAAUUCUCAAGCAUGCCAAAGUUGGAGACAUUGAAUCUUAAAGGUUGUACAAGUUUUUGUAAUCUUCAUUUAUCGGUUGAUGCAUUUCAUGAGAUGAAAUUUUUGAGGGAACUCAAUUUUAGUGGCACUGGAAUCAAAGAAUUACCAAGCGGCAUUGGAUAUUUGGAAUCUCUUGAAUCGCUUAAGCUCUCAGAUUGCUUAGACUUUGAGAAAUUUCCAGAGAUCCAAGGGAAUAUGAAAUGCUUAAAGAACCUUUAUUUAGACAACACUGCUAUUAAGGAACUCCCAGACAACAUUGGGUCCUUGGAGGCUCUUCAAACUCUUUCUGUUGAUGGUUGCUCAAAUCUUGAGAAGUUUCCUGAGAUCCAAAGGAAUAUGACGAAUCUACGGAAUCUUUUUGUAGGGAAGACUGCUAUAAAAGAAUUACCGUGCUCAAUAGGUCGUCUCACCAGACUUGAAAGAUUAGAUUUGGAAAACUGCAAAAACUUGAGUGGCCUUCCAAGCAGUAUUUUUGGGUUGAAAUACCUCGAAGAGCUCUCUCUCAAUGGGUGUUCAAAUGUGGAGGCUUUUUCAGAGAUCAUGGUUGAUAUGGAAUAUUUAAGUGGCCUUUAUUUAAGUGAUAUGGCUAUAACAGAGCUGCCAUCAUCAAUCGAGCGUCUAAAAGGUCUUGAAAUCUUGGAAUUGACCAAUUGUGAGAACCUUGAGACUCUUCCAAACAACAUUGGUAAUUUAACACGUCUUAGUAAUCUUCUUGUUCGUAACUGUUUAAAGCUCCGCAAAUUGCCCGAAAAUUUGAGAAGCCUACAAUGUUGCUUAAAAGCACUGGAUUUGGCUGGUUGUAAUCUGAUGGAAGGAGCAAUCCCUAAUGAUUUAUGGUGCCUAUCCUCACUGAAAUUUUUAGAUGUGAGCGAAAACCAUAUUCGUUGCAUACCUGCUGGCAUCAUUCAACUUUCUAACUUGACGGAACUUCACAUGAAUCAUUGCCCGAUGCUUGAAGAAAUUCCAGCGCUUCCAUCAAGUCUAAGAGUAAUAAAAGCACAUGGUUGUCCAUGCUUGGAAACUUUAUUAAGUAAUCCAACAAAUCUAUUCUGGUUAGAUCUUCUCAACUGCUUCAAAUCAGAAACUCAGAAUCGUAGAUGCAAUGGAGACGAGUGGUUUUAUCCCGAAAUUCAGAUCAUUAUUCCAGGAAGCAGUGGAAUACCAGAGUGGAUAAGAGAUAAGAGUAUGGGAAGUGAAGAAAGAAUAGAGCUCCCAAAGAAUUGGUAUAAAGAUGAUGGUUUCUUGGGAUUUGCUUUAUUCUUCCAUCAUCUUCCACUUGAUGAUAAUGAUGAUAAUGAUGAUAAUGAUUAUAUAUAUAAAUUGGGCAUAUCCUUUGGUGAUCAAUCCGAAGUAACGUUUGAAUUUUGGUGGCCUAACAAUUGUAGAACCUACGAUGUUGGUCGUAUAAGAGAUGGAGAAGUGAUUAAAAGAUACGACAAAGAUGGCACAUCAGAUCCAGCAUUGCAUGUGAUCUAUUUCCCUGAAAUUACCAUUUCAAGUAAGUACGGACCCAGGCAGUGGAACAAUUUCAAGGCUCGCUUUGAGGGCUCUUAUCAAUGUGGCAAUAACAGAGCCUUCAAAGUGAAAAGCUAUGGGAUACAUCCUAUAUACGAUAAUCCCCAAGAUCAUCGUCAGAAAAGAUCAAGUCAUGAUCAUCCAUCAGAGGACCAUCCACACCACAAAAGAUCAAGACAUGUCUAGUUUCUUCUCCCUCCACCAAGGAACUGGGAGCAAUAGCAGAAUGAGAAUACCAUCAAAAAGACUAUUUAUUUGGAUUGUGGAUUUUAAUUUAUAUGUUUCUUUAAGCAUGGAUAAUUUAAAUUAUUGACUUUCAUUGAUAUGUUUUUAAGCAUGGAUAAUUUUAUUUAUUUGAAAUUACUCACAAGUUCUUUC
Molecule: messenger RNA, 3541 nt
Organism: Vitis riparia (riverbank grape)
Lineage: Eukaryota; Viridiplantae; Streptophyta; Magnoliopsida; Vitales; Vitaceae
Product: disease resistance protein RPV1-like
Exons: 6
Coding region: 11-3349 (1112 amino acids)
Biological process (GO): defense response
Molecular function (GO): ADP binding
Source: RefSeq, a predicted model, not a curated record